AUGAAGCCGAUGAAACUUUUCCAAUUACUGAUCUUAACUUUGUUAACAUCAUCAAUAGAAGCUCAGCUCACCAAGCCACGUUGUAAUACAGCCUGUGGGGAUGUCCAGAUUACAUAUCCAUUCGGGAUUGGACGAGAAUGUUCUGCCAACGAAUGGUACACAAUCAACUGUAAUUCCUCCACACCGUAUCUAUCUGCACUCAACAACGUAGAGGUAUUGGUAUUGGAUAUAAACUUGGCAACUGUCACUGUUAAUAUCUCAUUAAUUAGUGUUGAUUGCCAGAAUCCAGUCCAGUAUAGCCAUCUUAUUCUAAACACCAGCUAUGGCAAUAGCCCCUUCCUAUUUUCCGCAUCCAAUAACAUACUUAUUGUUAAUGGGUGCGGCAGUGCCGCCAUCAUGGAGAACGGCACUAUUGUUGGUGGUUGUUCCACAACUUGUGGAACAACCACUAACACUGUUAGUGUCAGUACUGAUACUGACACAAACAACUGCUUUGGCAUCGGUUGUUGCCAAACUACAAUUUCUCACGAUCUCCACUCGUUUACCUUAAACCUAACAGGGAUAGAAAAGCAAGAUAGAGAUGGAACGUGCAGCGGGUCUGCUUUCUUGGUGGCAGCAGAUUAUGCAGGAGAAUUUUCGAGCCAAUUUAACGACAAUUUCGCUCCUAUCUCACUUUCAUGGAACGAAACAUUCGAUGAAAAUUCAAUAAGAUGCAACGAGAAAUGUGGAGAUAUAUCGAUUCCUUACCCUUUUGGGAUUCAAAGAAGUUGUUCAGAGAGUGAUUGGUUCAAUGUUGAUUGCAACUCCUCGACACCUUACUUAUCCGCAUUCAACAAUUUAGAGGUUUUGGGUUUUAGUUUGGAAAAUGAAACACUCACUGUUAAUGUUCCAAUGUUUUCUGAUUGUGAAAAUCUAGUCUAUAACAACAGCCUUAACCUAAACGGAAGUCCCUUCCGAUUUUCCGGAUCUUUCAACAUACUUGUGGUUGAGGGGUGUGGUAGUGCUACUAUUAUGUAUAAUGGGAGUGUUGUUAGUGGUUGUUCAACAACUUGUGGCAAUGACAUUGUUAUUGAAAAAAACAACUGCUUUGGCAUCGGUUGUUGCCAAACUAUGAUUCCUGAUUAUCUCCAGUCGUUUACCUACGAUGUAACAGGUUUGAAAAGGCAGACUGGAAAUAAGAGUUGUGGGUCAGCCUUUAUGGUGGAUAUGAAGUCUUUCCUUGAAGGAAGAAUGUCACAACAAUUUGUUCCGGUGACACUUGGGUGGUGGUUGGAUCCUGGAUUAUUAAUAGCAGCAUGUGAUUGGUGUCGACGUUAUGGGGGGUUUUGUCAACAAAAUUAUACCGAAGGUGGGGGCUGGAGCAGGAGGUGUAUAUAUCGUGAAAGAAGGAAUACAGAAUCACAUAGUGGUGUUAUUGAAGGAGUUAGUAUAAGCAUGGGGUCACUUCUCCUAAUGGUGAUCGUUUAUGUAUUAUACACAACAAAUAGGAAAACUAAAGCCAAUAUGAAGACUAAAAGGUACUUUAAACGCAAUGGUGGUAUACUUCUUAAACAACAACAAGCAGCUGAUAUUGGUUUAGUUGACAAAACCAUACUUUUUACAUCCAACGAAUUAUCAAAGGCCACUGAUAAUUUUAAUGAGAAUAGAAUUCUUGGUCGAGGAGGUCAAGGUACAGUGUAUAAAGGCAUGUUAUCCGAUGGAAGGAUCGUAGCAAUCAAGAAAUCAAAGGUGGUUGAUGAAAGCCAACUAGAACAAUUUAUUAAUGAAGUGGUCAUUCUUUCACAAGUCAAUCAUCGAAAUGUCGUUAAACUAUUGGGAUGUUGCCUAGAAACCGAGAUCGCCACAGAGGUUGCAGGAGCACUUUCUUACUUACAUUCAUCAACCUCCGCUCCAAUAUACCAUAGAGACAUUAAGACUACUAACAUACUUUUGGAUGAAAAGUAUAGAGCAAAAGUUUCUGACUUUGGAACUUCACGGUUUGUGUCAUUAGAACAGACUCACUUAACUACAUUAGUCAAAGGGACCUUUGGUUACUUGGAUCCAGAGUACUUCCAAUCAAGUCAAUUUACUGAAAAAAGUGAUGUAUAUAGUUUUGGAGUUGUUUUGCUUGAACUCUUGACAAGAGAAAAACCAAUAUCCUUGACUAAAUUUGGGGAACAUAGAAGUUUAGUUGCAUACUUUAUGGAAGCCAUGGAAGAAGGUCGUGUUUUAUCUAUUUUGGAUGCAAUGGUUGUUAAGGAGGGUUCAAUGAGUGAGUUGUUAGCCAUAGCUAAUUUGGCAUUGCGAUGCUUGAAUUUGAAUGGGAAAAAUAGGCCAACAAUGAAAGAAGUUUCUAUCGAGUUAGGAGGCAUGAGAUUAUCACAUGUGCCAUUUACGAUUCAAACUAGUUUUGGACAUGUAAAGAAUAGUGAGGAAUUACCACAAAUAUAUAGUGGAUCAACAUCAACAUCAUUCACAUUCAAUGACCUUUGUAGAUGA
Molecule: messenger RNA, 2478 nt
Organism: Lactuca saligna
Lineage: Eukaryota; Viridiplantae; Streptophyta; Magnoliopsida; Asterales; Asteraceae
Source: the annotation of a GenBank genome assembly